This is a messenger RNA of Falco peregrinus (peregrine falcon), 2204 nucleotides long. It is a transcript of the gene CHP1, whose product is annotated as calcineurin like EF-hand protein 1. Gene Ontology annotation, molecular function: calcium ion binding. Bases 166 to 753 code for a protein of 195 amino acids. The transcript is spliced from 7 exons. NCBI's taxonomy places the organism in Eukaryota, Metazoa, Chordata, Aves, Falconiformes, Falconidae. The record is from RefSeq and is a predicted model, not a curated record.
GCCGCUGCGGGCUCGCUUUCUGUCUUAGCGCAGCUGGGCGGCCGCGGUCGGGCUUGCGUCGUGCUGGGGGGGCGGCUGUGGCACAGCCAUCGCUGUUCGGCUGCGUGACUCUCCUUGGCGCGGAGGAGCGCGGCCCGUCGCUCCCCCUCAGGCCCAGCGGCGGCGAUGGGUUCCCGGGCGUCCACGCUGCUGCGGGAUGAGGAGAUCGAGGAGAUCAAGAAGGAGACGGGCUUCUCCCACAGUCAAAUCACCCGCUUGUACAGUCGCUUCACCAGCCUAGACAAAGGAGAAAAUGGCACCCUUAGCCGUGAAGACUUCCAGCGGAUUCCAGAGCUUGCCAUCAAUCCACUGGGAGACAGAAUUAUCAAUGCCUUCUUUCCGGAAGGAGAGGACCAGGUGAAUUUCCGGGGAUUCAUGAGGACGCUAGCCCACUUCCGGCCCAUAGAGGAUAACGAGAAGAGCAAAGACCAGAAUGGACCAGAGCCACUGAACAGCCGAAGUAACAAGCUCCACUUUGCUUUUCGGUUAUAUGAUCUCGAUAAAGAUGACAAGAUUUCCAGGGAUGAGCUGCUUCAGGUAUUACGGAUGAUGGUUGGUGUAAAUAUUUCAGAUGAGCAGCUGGGCAGCAUCGCUGACAGGACAAUCCAGGAAGCUGAUCAAGAUGGAGAUAGUGCCAUCUCCUUUGCAGAGUUUGUAAAGGUUUUGGAGAAGGUGGAUGUAGAGCAGAAAAUGAGCAUUCGAUUUCUUCACUGAUGGAUGGAGAACCUAUUCCUUCCUACCCCUACUAUACAAAGAAUAGAACUUCAUUUUCUCCUUAGCACCUUCCCCCAGAGCAUUACUACUGGUGCAUAUACAGUACAUCUCCAACCCCUCCCUGAUUUGUUCUACCAAUGUGAACAUUCCCUGUGCAUCAGGAACAAAGGGAAAUGGCUGCCAUGCAACUUGGAAAGGAGCAUUUUUUUUAAAAAAAAAUAUUUUCCUUCCUUUUUUUUUACCUUCUCCCUUGUCUCCUUCUGCACUGCUGUUUUGGCAAAAAUGUCUCUCCUUAUGUGCUGCUGUUUAGUCCACAAACUGAUUCUUCUGAGCUCUGAGUCUGAGAAUGGAAAAACUGGAACCCGCCACAGAAGCACCCUAUGAAGCACUUUGGAGACAAGCAUCUUCUCAAAUACUAGGUGUGGUGAUAAUGAUUCACUUUUGCUUCCAGGAGCAACAACAUAUUACAGCUGCCUUUUUUUCUUCCCCCCCCCCCGCCCCUCCUUUCCCAUUUCACUCUUUACAUGCAGAUUUUUCUUCACUGCUUCCAAAUCAGCCUUUUACUUGAGGACUUGUCAAUUUCUAUGGUUUUGUUGUACAACUAGCACUGAAGGCAAGAAGAUAGCCUAGAGUACUUUAAAGUACUGUGAAUAGAUUGUAUGCUUUGUGGGAUGAAUUCACAGGGACAAUAGGAGAAUCUGUGGUGUCCUCAAAAGGAAUAGGAAUUCUGCACUAAGUCACUUAAAUUGUUCCAGUAGCAGAUGCAGAAACUUGUUUCUUUUCUUUGAGUAGCUUGCAGGCUUGACAGCCAGUGGACCAUGAAGUGCCCUCUCCAGGUUGUUUCGCUCUAGGAUCCCUCCUUAACAGGGUGGUUUUGGCUCUGAAAGUGUAAAGUUGUUUACCAGUGUACAUAAUGCAAGAAAACUAGUCAUGCCAAAAUCUGGACUUGCAGUUCUGUCACUGCCCCCUGGUAAUAGUGACGUGAAACAUAGUACUGAUUUAUUAUUUAAUCAUAGUGACCUGGAGAAUCAGUAAUUACUUACAUUUUCCAAUAUGGAAGUCCUGGUUUGUUAGAUUUGUGUUGAGGGUGAUAGCUGUAUUUAUGAAAGCUCUGGCAUGAGAAUAUAAUUUGUGGAAGUGUGUAUUAUGCCAAAUAUUUCAGAAUAUAUUUCUACACAAAUCUCUUUGCAAGUAUAAGAUGAUUAAUACCACUAAUGUAAUACUGAUAAAGUCAAGAGAUCAUAAUUAAUGAAGGCUGAAUAGAGGCAUAAUUUUCUGUGGCUAGAUGGGCAGAUAGUCUCAUUUAGUUUAGCUGGAGCAUCCUACAGUCCGGGAGGUCCUUCCAAUAAAACCAAAAAACCCCGGGAGCUUCUUUAUUGAAGAAUCAGUGUUAUAACUGCUUCUCAUGUCAUGUGUAAACAUUUCUAUAAAUACUUACCAGUCUCAAACUA